Molecule: messenger RNA, 1849 nt
Organism: Acanthochromis polyacanthus (spiny chromis)
Lineage: Eukaryota; Metazoa; Chordata; Actinopteri; Pomacentridae
Gene: syt2b
Product: synaptotagmin-2
Exons: 9
Coding region: 385-1686 (433 amino acids)
Biological process (GO): regulation of calcium ion-dependent exocytosis; synaptic vesicle endocytosis; regulation of dopamine secretion
Cellular component (GO): synaptic vesicle membrane; axon; dense core granule
Molecular function (GO): clathrin binding; syntaxin binding; phosphatidylserine binding
Source: RefSeq, a predicted model, not a curated record
GCCGGGAAAUACAGCAGUGGAACUGCACUGGCUCUGAUGCUUGUGCUGAUUCCAGUGUGUUAGAACAAUGAUAAUCUGUGUGAGUGAUUCCUCUCCUCUCUGCCUGAUCUGCGUUCCUCUCAGCAGCAUAUUGAGUCAAGAAAAGUCUUGUUUGUGAGUGUCUUCUUGGAAAAUAACAUCCCUAGGUGAUACUGGGACCUGCCAGUUAUUUUUUAUAUUUUUGCAAUGUCUUUUGAGGGUGGGUUGAGCCAAAGUAUAGAUUGUUAGUAUUUUUUUUCAUUUUACAUCCUGUCAAGAGCAUAUCUGACCCUAUUUUCUGCUUCCACUUCUUGUUUAAGAGGCAGACCAUCUCUCCUCAAGGGACGCUGCACCUAGUCUUUGACAAUGAAGUUCAACUUGUUCAAAAAGCCACAGGCCAUGACGGCGGCCGAGCCAACCACUGCCUCCACCAUGACCAUGGCCCCCACACCGGCAGUCAUGUCCACCUCUGCGCCGGAAGUCUCUGGCUCCAACAACACAGAGAUCAACAAGAAUGAUAUGUUUGAGGAGAUCAAAAGCAAAUUCUUAAAUGAAAUUGAUAAAAUCCCACUGCCGCCAUGGGCUUUGAUUGCCAUUGCUGUGGUGGCAGCAUUGCUCAUCCUUACCUGCUGCUUCUGCAUAAUCAAAAAAUGUUGCUGCAAGAAGAAGAAGAACAAGAAAGGAAAGAAGGGCAAGGAUGGCUUCAACAUGAAGAAUAUGCAGGGUGGCGAGAAACAACAGGAUGACGAUGAUGAUGAGGGAGAGACUGGACUAACAGAGGAGGAGAAAGAAGAAGAAGAGAAAGAACAAGAGAAACUGGGAAAGCUGCAGUACUCUAUAGAUUACGAUUUUGAGAAUACAAAGCUCACAAUUGGCAUCCUUCAAGCUGCAGACCUCAUGUCCAUGGACUCAGGUGGAACGUCAGAUCCUUAUGUCAAAGUCCUGCUUCUCCCUGAUAAGAAGAAGAAGUUUGACACCAAAGUGCACAAGAAGACACUGAACCCUGUCUUCAAUGAGACAUUUGUCUUCAAGGUGCCCUAUGAGGAGCUUGGUGGCAAGACCCUGUGUAUGUCUGUUUAUGACUAUGACCGAUUUUCCAAACAUGAUGUCAUUGGAGAAGUGAAGCUGCCCAUGAACACUAUUGACCUUGGACGGCCGAUCGAGGAGUGGCGGGAUCUGGAGAGCGCUGAUCAAGAGGAGCCUGAGAAACUUGGAGACAUCUGCAUCUCUCUGCGUUACGUCCCCACUGCUGGGAAACUAACCGUCUGCAUCCUGGAGGCAAAGAACCUGAAGAAGAUGGAUGCCUGCGGCUUAUCUGAUCCUUAUGUGAAGAUCCAGCUGCUGCAGGGGGGUAAGCGUCUGAAGAAAAAGAAGACUACGGUGAAGAAGAACACCUUGAACCCAUAUUACAAUGAAUCCUUCAGCUUUGAAAUCCCAUUGGAACAGAUGCAGAAAAUCCUGGUAGCUGUCACAGUGUUUGAUUAUGACAAGAUAGGUAAGAACGACGCCAUCGGGAAGAUCUUUGUGGGCAGCAAGGCUACUGGCUUAGGUCUGAAGCACUGGUCUGAUAUGCUGGCUAAUCCACGCCGCCCCAUUGCCCAGUGGCAUGCCUUGCAGCCAGAGGAGGAUAUUGAUGGUCAGCUGGCAUCCUUAAAUGCCAAGAAGUAACAUGCUCCACCAACCAGCUAACGCACUAACUCAGAAAUCCAACCCUUAUCCCUACUUUGCAUGAAUCCCACAACUUAAAGGGGAACUUCGGUUUUUUUCAACCUGGGGUCUGUUUUCAUAUGUCAUUUCAUACAUGUGAGUGAUGGAGAAAUGAAUUUUCGAC